AGCCCUGAUCUCAACUUGAUUCAAGCCUCUGAAGAAGCAGAAACCUGCUCCUCUGUUCUGAAUGCCAAGUGAAAUGACUAUGCUGUUUGGACGGCCUUGAUGGAAAAGGCUAUUGAAAUCACCUUGGAUAACUGCAUUGAUCCAUCAUCACCAAGAACGGCAGGAAGGCAACAACGUCACAAAAACAUUCCAGCGGAUACUCCAUCAGCAUAUUGGAAAAGGGCAAUAUAUUUGCCAUUUCAAGAUCACCUCGUUACAGAGGUCAAUGAAAAGCUCAUGGUGCCACUACCAGGCCUCCAGGCUCAGCUCCUUAUCCCAGGUAAAUGACAUUGCAUUAGUUACAAGAAUUUUGUGGAUCAUGUUUAUUUGACCACUCAGUUGUUUAGCACAUAGAUCACAAAUUACUGUUCUUGCUUAUGGGAAAGCUUGGCAAGUUGACGAAGGAAAAAUUGAAGUCAAUCCAUGCACACUACGGUGGUGACAUGGCCAUCGAUUUGGAAGAGUUCAAACUUGAAGUGAACAGAUGGAGGUACCGCUGGUCUAUCAGGGAGCCAACCGAUCCUCUCCCACAGAUGUUGGUAGAAACUCUAGAUGUAGCUAAUGCUGCAUUCUACCCCGAAAUCUAUGUAGCAGUAAAAAUGCUCUUGAUGUAUCCUGUGUCGGCAUGUGCUGCUGAGCGCAGCUUUAGUUCGAUGUAAAGGUUGGAGAUACCACUACAAAACACGAUGACCAACCAUUGCCUUUCAUCGUUAGCAAUAUUGUGCAUCCACAAGGAAAAGGAAAUCAAUGUUGAGAGUGUGCUCAACCAGUUUGCACAGCACAAAGAAAGACACCUCGCUCUUUGCUUAUAAAUGAUAUCUGUACUAUAAAACGAAAAAUGCUGCUGAGCACAUGCUUGAGGAUCCACAACCAAAACAAUGUUAUGUUUGCACCAAGUUUGCUCAAAAUAAGGGCAAGUCACUUUGUUCUUUGCUUUUAUUCACACAACUAUUUCGAACAAGAAAUAAAGAAUGCAGUCUUUUUCGCUCAGUUUACUUAGGUUUCUAAAUCAUAUGUACUUGUGCGUACUUCAAAAAAUGACCAUGCUACGCACCUGUCACUAUGUUGUAGUUGUGAUCAGCCAUCUGUGAAAAGGAGGCAUUGCAAAAAUUUUGUGCAGUCUGUAACAGGUUAGCAACGGAAAAAAUACAAAUAUCUUAACGCUAAUACGAGCAUGAGCAAAAACGAAGGACAUGUUUGUUUCUACUCUAUUGUGCGGGUCAAAAAUGCUAAAGAGCACUACAUUGGGGGAGCUCGGAUUUUGUAAUCAAAAAUCUACCCAAGAUGACCUCCUUUUGACAGAUUUCGGAGUACGAUUUCUGAUCUGUGGGGUGACCAUAGGGUCCUUUUGUUUAUAUUGUGACUUAUGAUGCAUCUCACACUGGCAUUAUUGAGCCCUUUGUGGAUUUGUUGUGUGAGCAAAUUUUGCGGGUUCUGGCUUUUAAUUGCAAGAUAUGUUUAACUCUCGAAGCACCUGUAACAGCCAAGAUGCUGUCUUUUUUGCGGCCAGUGUGAUGGAUAGUUCGUCCUUAUUGGAGAUUCAUCACAUCUUGCUGUCAAGCUCUUUGCAACCCGUAGCUGGUUCCACGCACAGUGCAUCAACUGUUGUUGCAGGUAACGUACCUCUUCACCCUGGCAAGUGUGUGGGGCCUACUCUAGUGCUUGCUGUCCUGGGCAUCGAGUUAGAUUCCCUUGCUCAGGUGGCACGUCUCCCUUAAGGAAAGCUGCAGGCUUUGAAAGAGCUGAUUCAUUUGUGGCUGCUUAGGAAAUGGUGCUUUAGGUCCAAACUGAAUCACUCAUUGGCCAUUUGCAUCAUGCGGCUAAAGUGGUAUGGCCAGGCAGGACAUUCCUCCACCAUAUGAUUGACCUCUUAAGUUGUUUUUGCAAUAAGGAUCAUCCCAUUUAGUUAAACAAAGAAUUCCAGUUGUUAACACUAAAUUACCUGCUAUACUCUCCCACUGACGCAGCACCACAGUUUCUUUAGAAACUUACCCCUCGAACCAAUAUGUAAAUUGGUCCCCUUACGGAAAGGGUCAGUCUUUGACACCUUGAUGGUGACACGCAUACAAGAAGGUGACAAGGCUCCAUCCAAUUCAAUAUCCUGCACAGUCAAGUGAAUUGAAGAAGAGAAGCUUGCAAGAUGGGCACUGUAAACUCAGCAGCACGGACAAAACCAAAGUACCCCAGUGUGCACGCUGCUCAAGACAUGCAAUGAUCCUGGAGGUGCAUGUUCAAGGACUUCCAGAUUAACAGCAUGUGGCUAUCCAUGAUGGGCAGACGAUUAGACAACAAAGAACCCUAGGAUUGCUUAAUCCCACAAAUGACCUGUUGCAAGCGCAGACAGUUCUGUAGAGGAUCUGGUAACCCCUGCUCAACAUGAAGCGCACAGACACCAGACAUAUAGACCUUGAUAGUCAAAUGGUGUAUGAAUCUCACCAGAAAAGUUGCAAACAGACACAGAGUCUAUUCAUCAGUGGGACAAGGCGACCCAGAGGGAUGAAGCUUGCCUAGCUGAAGACAAAAUUUGAAGAACUUCCUUUGAGCGGUUGCAUAAGUCUUGCCAGUGGAUAGGGCUAGGCCAUGCAUAAGGAAAGUGUGACACUGCUGUUCUAGAGAAAACUGAUCAAUUCCAACAGAAGCUGGGGAGAGACUGGUGUUGGGGUUGACUGAACACCUGCAGCCAACUGUCAAAAUUCCUGCCAAUGGAAACAAGAAAGAGCAUCAGUGAUUUGACUGUGGACACCUGGGAUGUGUUGAGCUGAAAAGAAGAGGCUAUAGUGUGUGACAGAGAGUAACAAAUUGUGGAGGAGUUGCAUGAGGGAUGGAAUCUUUGAGGUCAUUGAAUUCAGCAUUUGGACCAUUGCCUCAUUGUCUAAGCAAAACAAGACAUGCUUUUUGCACCACUGUAGCCCCCAGACGUGGCUGCCACUACCACUGGAAAUAGUUCCUUAACAGCAAUGGAUUGCUCUGACGAAGGGCUAACACUCGAAACGUCAGCUUUUUUACCCUUUACGGUGGCUAAUUUACAUUUUCAACCCAGUUGUUAACACUAAAUUAGCUACAUAUUGGUUCAGGUAGCCAUCUGCUCUGUGCAGUGUAGGCUAUGUUGGCUUAUCUCUCUGUUCAGGGGAGCACCCCAGGUCCUCUUUUCAUACUUCAAGAUGGUCAUCCUCUAUUUUGCACACUUCUCACAGACUGGCUUUGGCAGAUCUUCUCUGCUGUUGGCAUAUCUGGAAACUUUUUCACCUAUAGUUUCUGCAUAGGCGUAGCAACAGUCGCUGCUCAUAAUGGGGUUCCAGAUUGCCUAAUUCAGUCUUUAGGGCAGUGGUCAAAUAAUGCCUACCAGUUAUAUACAAGGACACUGGCUGAGGCCCUGGUAUCCCUUUCUCAGAAACUGACCUAACUGGUUCAUCACCCUCUCAGCAUGGAGAAACCCAGUGGUGGAUCAUUGGUACCAGUGAGGUAUGUCUUAUUCUAAGACUGGGCUCACCUUUUAGAAUCUGUGAUGUUUGGGGUUGUUGGGGAAGUUUGGAGGUCCCCUGGGCCCCCUCCUGUUUGUGGGUUCCUCCUCUCUCCAUGCACCUUGGAGGGCUGUGUAUUUUGGGUGGUUCCCACUCACAAGGUUGCCAUGGAUACCUCCUUGGUAUGCAUGAGGCAUUCAGGCUCCCGUCCAACCUUUAAGGCACCAGUUCUCAAGCUCAUCUAUUGGUGAUGGGUUUAAUAGAUUUUCAAGCCCUUUACACACUUUCUGAUUUUCCCUGUGCUACUGUAGUUUUUAUGGCUGGCUACUAAAAAAUACGUGAAGAACACUGAUGAAGAAAUGAAAUGUGAUGAAAGUUUGCUUGCAUUGUUGUUUCGGCUAGGCAACAAUUGAAAGCAAAUUGGACAUCUGAAAGGAAGAUAAAAUAGCUAAGGCUAUCUAUAAUAUUAAUGCAUAUUUCCUCAAAUCUUUGCCAUCCUCUUGCUAUUUUCAUGUCUGUCUUCUUUUCAUUUCAGUGUUAGAGAAAUAUUUUCCUAUCAAAUUUCACCAAUCUUCACCUUUAAAGUGAGGCUUGUAGGGAAAAUUAUGUACUACUAUGCAAUAAUGCAUAAGACCUACCCAUAAAAUUCACAGAACUAGCAAAUUAUGUACUACCUGGACUCAAGAUGGAGUAUCAAAUGUAUUAAGAAUGUUUGGAUUUCAAUUGUUUCUGGUUUCAAUUCCUUUUUUUGCUGUUAUAAUAACUGUUAUUUUACCUUUAAUUCUGUCAGUAUUGGCUGAUGGAAAUGCACACAGUAGAAUAUCAAUUUGUGAAGAAAUUCAAACCCCCCUAAAAUGGAACUGAUGAGUCAAGAGAUCAGUUGCAUGAAAAAUUUCAAUGUUUUUUUAUUUUUCUCUUUGGACAAUUCUCAGUCUUUUCAGUUACCUUCUCCACACCUGUUGGUGUCAUUUAUAGCAUACCCUAGAAAAUCCCUUUAAAAUAAUAUAUCAUACCUGGUCCAAUGGUUCAUCAUUCUCAUUUCAGAAAAAAUUUGGCAUUUCCCUCAUGCAGUAAAGGUUUAAGAAAGGAUAUGAAAUUCAAUGCUAAAAGUUGAUCUUUUAAGAUAGAAAAAAAUCAGCCCAAAAAAUCUCCCUCGACUUAUACAUGAAUCAUACACAAAGACCUGACCCAUGCAAUCCAAGAAAUAAGCAUAAGAAUUGCCUGAAGUCUGUUAUGAAAACCAAGUUUACAAAACCAGUUUUAAUUGUGUUUGAGUUUCGUCGGGCAGCGCAUUCUUUGUCAACAAAAAUGCUUGAAAUAAUACAUUCUAAGAGGCUUAAACCCAUUAUUUAACCCAUCUACAUGGUCAGAACUACAAAAGAUAUAUCAAUAUAUUUAUACACAUGCAUUUUUUUAUUUUUAUAUUCCUUCUUGUAUCCAUUCUCCGAAAAAUUCCACUCUAGCCUCCUCCUCUUUAGAUGAAAACUUGUCAGGAAAUGACAUUCAAUUUCAAUUCAACAAAUCAUAACUUGCCUCUUUCCUUGGGGACAUUCAUUGCCAGAGCAUUUCUCAUUUGUUUGGCAAUGUUACUUACCUAACUAAGAAGAAAAAGAACGACUAAUUAUCUCUGACAUUGGCUUUAUUAGAAAAAGAGAGAUCGAAAACUGCGCUUCCCUCAUAAACUGACAGAAACUGAGAUUACACCCUUAAUCCCCCUAUUUCAUCAAAUGUCCUCCAUGUUUUUCCUUACUUAAAACAAAGAAUAUUAUGGGAUGCUACGUAACUAGGGACAUCAUUAGGGGUUAUCAAUAUUUUUAUAUCAAUUACUUGUGAAUUGAAGAUGGCAGCUGCUGCUUCGGAAUCUAGAGUUGUAUUAUUGAAUUGUGGCUCUUUCAAUCCUAUCACUUUCCUACACCUGAGGAUGUUUGGUAAAGAUGCAAUGUUUGAGGAGUAUAAUAUUUUUUAUUUUCAGUUAUUUGUCGAUCAUUUUCCAUUCCCCAGUUCAUCCAGCUCUUUGAAGAUUCUUGCUUUUGGUUUGACUUUUCAGAAAUUGCUCGUGAUGCUCUGCUCAAAACAGGUAUUUAUACAGUGGUACAAGGAAUAUUGUCUCCGGUUAAUGAUGGAUAUAAGAAGAAGGUUAGUAAAUUGGAAACUGCAAUUUAAUCUUUUGUCAACAAGUUUCAGGUUUUUAUUGGGAUUUAUUGACGUAUUGUUUUCUAAAAGUUUGCCAAAGACACCUGAUUUCAGCUGGCUCCUGUCUCUGAAUAAACUAUUAUUACUAGUAUUUAAAUAAAUCUUUUGAACCAAAAGACAGACCACCAUUUUAAUACAAAAAAUCUUAAAAUUCACACAUAAAUUAACUGAUCGACAUUUGCAUCCUAUCACAAAUAAAUGGUUUUUUGUAUAACAAUAGAUUUGUACCUACCAGCUUACUGACUGUGUCCAUCUGAGGAGAGCCAAGUAUAAGAUAACUCAAAAUGACUACUUUAAGCAACUUUUUCUCAGAUCUAGUCUGAUUUUUCGAAUUCAAUCCCACUAGGGCCUAAUUGAAUCUGAACACAGAAUACAAAUGUGUAGACUAGGAGUUCAAACGUCUGAUUGGAUAAGGUAACAUCUUUGACUUUGGUUCAACUUUCUAUGUUGUUCUGUCACAUUGUGACAUUUCCUGAUAAUUUUUUUUGUGCAGUGUGGAUAACUGGGAGAGUGAGCAGGCUGGUUGGACACGAACAGCAAAAGUUGUAAAGCAUGUUGCUGAAGAUGUUGUUACUAAAUUUCCAGGUAAUUUACAGUAUACUGUCGUGUAGUAUAUUUGACCAAGUAGAGAGAAGGUUGACAUGGAUAACUAACAAAUAAAAGGAAACCUUUUGCUUUCUCUGGUACUUAAAUCAGUUUAGAUAGAAUUUAUUAAUUAAGUUGAUGGAGAGAAAAUGAUUAAAAGCCCCAGCCUGUAAAUUUCUGGCUGGUUAUUUUCAUAGGAACAGAGUAUGCUCAUCGAUCUUAUGGAACUUAGCCAUUGCUUGAGAUUUGAGGGAAAGAAGGGACAGUUGUAAAACUUUGUAGCAUGAAGUUACUAGGAGUCUAACUGCUCCUCCUUCCACUGAUAGUCCUUCACAGGUUACCCUCUAGUAUUUUGUAAGGUUUCCUUGAUGAUUCCUUUGUGAUUCCUUUCUAAUUCCAUUGCACCCUUGGGUGGAUAGAACACAGUGAGGGUUAAAACAGUCUUGACCAAGAAAACAAUGAUCCUGGCUAGGUUUUGAACUCAGACAAUUCUGCUCAGAGUUAAGUGUGUUACUCAUUAGACAAGCAUCAUGUGUCUAGCUUCUCACACAGACACUAUGUGGGUAUUGUCAUAUUUUUGUAAUGAGUUUAAACAGCCAGGUUAAUUAAACAAUAGAACAAGACUAUGUUGUUUAAUAAAUAUAUGUUAUUUGCUGGCUCGGAGGUCUGUAUGGUGAAAAGUUUUUCACCAUACGGAUUGACCCUUAGCUGGUAAAUAACAUAUUUAUUUUUUUUAAACUUGACGAAAUUCUUCCCGAAAGAACCUGAAUGAUUUAGGGCUGUAAAUACGGCAAGGUCUUCCAUAAACUGAACAAUUUUUGAGCGAGUAAAUGGUAGUUGAAAUAGAGGUGAUGCAAGUUAAAGAGAGAUACCUCACCAAAACAUUUUCAUUUCUGUAAUGAUAAAGGUGAUUUAAAAGGCUUCCAAACAAACUUUGAAUCAUUAUUUUUACAAGUAUCUGUCACAAUCUGACACUUGUCAAUUAGGGAGCGUGUUAGAAAAAAAAGCACUAGAACAUCUAAAAAACAAUGGAACUAGUUUGGCAAGGACUGUCACAACAAUGUUUUCUUCAAAAACAGUCAUUGAUGUAAUGGAAAGUAUUGUUCACUCUCAUCGACGAUUCAUUUGUGUACGAAGAUUUACCUCUGUUCAUUAAGUAAAUGGCAAGGAAAGUAAUUGUGUGUAAAUUCAAAUUUUUUAUUUUGAAGUUGUGAGAGUUUGUUCAUUUGUUUGUUGCAAUGGCACAUGUAAAUCUGCUCUUUCCUCCACAAAAACUAAAUUUGAAUGGCACACUCCAACGAAACAGACAGGGAUUUAAUGUGGCCUUUUCUCAUUAAAUUCCUUCAGUUUCUGUUGUGCAAUUUACGGUACAAAUGUCUAAAUUGAACAGACUUGGAAAGACUCACAGAGAGCAUAAAUUUGUUGUAGAACUUAAAUUGAAACUUUGCUUGCUCUUUCACUAUGAACAAAUUGUUUGAGAAAAUUCAGAUAUUAAAUGAAUGAAAGUUCCAUUGUUCAGUUAAACUGUAACCAAAUACUUCACAUUUUAACUUUCUAUGUACUUUUUGUGAACAAUUGAAAUUAAUUGCAGAUGGUUUUUAGGCCACUUGUCAACCAACGUAAUGACACUAUUGCUUAUACAAAUUCAUUCUGAAACCAAUAUUUUUCUGUCAACCAAAGUGAUUUGAGACAGGGAAAAGAGAGGAUUCAUAAGUUAUUUAUCAGCUUGAGGUAGUGAUGAUGUGUUUGCUUAAAAAUACUGCCCAGCCGGAAAAAAGUGAUAUAUUUAUGAAAAAUGGCAAUGAAAGUUGGGAUGUACUAAGCAACUCACAAAAGCAUUACCAUGGCCCGUGGGCAGAGAUAGGAAAAUACUGACCGUGUAAAGAACCAAUCAGAUCGCAGGGUUUGUUACCAUGGCCUCUUAAAAAAAUAAUAGUCAUGGUGAUAUUUCCUACUUUUCUAAACCUCAAAAUCUCAGACUGCUCCAAGUAAUUUUUAUUUUUGUGAAAUAUUUUUUCCCACUAGGGUCCAGUCCCCCUACAGUGAAGUUACUUUGUGGAGCUGAUUGGCUGGAAGCACUUGCUGAACCCAAUAUUUGGGCAGAUGAAGAUGUAAGUAGUAGAAAUCUACAGUAUUUGAUCAAAGAUUGAGCUUCUGGAAUUAUAUCUUUUACAUUAGUGUACAGCCUUGCAAAGAAAGUGUUAAUUUGGCUUGAACUUGAACUGAAAUUUAUUGAACUGAAGUGCAAAUGAUUUUUCAUAAUAAGCUGAAUAGAAUGUGAAAAUUGUAGCAUUGUUACUGAAAUAAACUUUUCAGAGAUAAGACUGUUCUUACAAAGUUUUCUUUGAAUUAUUUUAACGCCUUGCAAAGAAAAUAUAAAUUUUGCUUGAAAUGAAAUUUAGUGAAUUGAAGUGCAAAUGAUUUUUCAUAAUAAGCUGAAUAGAAUUUGAAAAUUGUAGCAUUGUUACUGAAAUAAACUUUUCAGAGAUAAGACUGUUCUUACAAAGUUUUCUUUGAAUUAUUUUAACACCUUGCAAAGAAAAUAUAAAUUUUGCUUGAAAUGAAAUUUAGUGAAUUGAAGUGCAAAUGAUUUUUCAUAAGAAGCUGAAUAGAAUUGAGAAUUAUAGCAUUGUUACUGAAAUAAGCUUUUCAGAGAGAAGACAGUUUUUACAAUGUUGAACUCAACCAUUUAAUCUGUUGAUUCAGAGGCACUCUUAAGGUGUUCUCAUUUUGCUGUUUUGUUUUUGCAAAGAAACAUCCUAGAAAAUGCUGUUUUGGGUGGCAAUUGUUACACUUGGCAUUCAAGUGAGAUUGGGUAAAUAUUUCUUCUGCAGGGAAUAGUGAGUGGGGUAAUUAUUGAGCCUUUUCUUGUGAAUUGGAAGGAUGACUCAGGGGUGAUAGGUGGUGGAUGGCCAAGCAACUUCAAUGUUUCCUAUUUUUGUUAUAAAACAAUUGGUUCAUACAUCAGCUGUGCAUUCAUUGGGAUAUAAAGCACUUGGAAAGUUUAGAGAGCAAUCAAGAAGCUAGAGUUGCUCUUGGCUACACCUGGAGCAACUGUUACGUAUCUUUCUUGCUCUCCAAACUUCCUGCGUGCUUCAUAUCUUGAUAAACACACACUGACAUAUGAACCAACUGUCAAUUAAAGUAAUGUCUUGACAUAUGUUUGGCUUCUCGUGGUGAGUAGAUUGAAGAAAUUGUAGGGAAACAUGGUCUUGUUGUCAUAUCACGAGUGGGAUUCAACCCGGAAUCUUUCAUCUAUGAGUCAGAUGUCCUGACAAAAUACAUUGUAAGUUUAUAUCAACUUUGUCAAUUUCAGUGAUAUAAGUAUGUUAGUCUAGAAGGUAAUUUUUCACUCAUUAUAGCAUUCACCUGAGGAAAGAUGUGCAUGUUUCCUUUGGUUUUCAGGUAUGUUUUGUGGUCAUAGAACUUUUUACUAUUGAUUGCAGUAAUUGUUUAGAGUUAAUGGUAGUGGAUAUGUUACUUGUGGUAGAAAUCUGUUAAAGUGUCUUCUUAUUUAUGAUUUCUUGUCUAGUACAUAUCCAAGAAGUUUGAUAUAUUUUAAUUUUCUUUUUGAUUUCAUGCUCAAUAGAAUAAUAUUCACAUUGUCACCGAUUGGAUAUCAAAUGAUGUUAGUUCAACAAAAGUAAGGUAAAAUUAAUUUAUUGAUUCUGUUAACUUAGGGAGGCAAGGGAGGCAAGGAAGGCUUUCAAAGUCCUCUGCUUUUGACUAGUAAAACGACAUGACUUGUUCCAACUUCAACACUGACAUUUAGAAUCUGUAAUACAAUAUCAUAACAACAUUAAGUCUUUUCAGCAGUGCAUACAGGGGCAACUUUUUUUUCUGGGUGCAACCCAGUUUGGUUUAUUCUGAUCCCCUUGGGAGAAUGUUUACCCUCACAAACAACUCUUUUUUAUUCCAGGUAAUUAAGGCAACAACUGAAAAAAAAAGUUGAAGUAUAUUUUUUUCAUGUAGCCCCAUUAACCUCAAUCUUAUGCAGAUAUGAAAAUAUCCAUUUCCUACUUCUGCAACUGCAAAUUCAUGAGAAGAAAUUAUUUAAUCCUCCACAUCCUGAUGUCAGUAUGCAUAUUCUGCACACUGUUUCCUAUUUAUUUUCUAAGGAGCUGAAAAGGGGAAUUUGUUUAACAAUCAACAACUUCUUCUGUUGGUGAUCAUUUCCUUUAUUUUCCAUGACCUUCAUGUUUGAUUCUGGAAUGGCACUGUACAGAGAAAUUAGAUGUUUGUCACUCUUAUGGGAAGAAUAACUUAAGGAUUGAUAAAAGCAAUACAAACUUAUUAUAAUAUAAUAAUUGUUUUUCCUCUCAGGAGAGCUUUAAGAAGAAGUGAAAGUGUCAAGUAUUUGAUUCCAGAUCCUGUUAUUGACUACAUAAAGGAAAACAAGCUGUAUUUUCCAACAAAGUAGCAAGAAGAUUGAAGAUAGGAGUUAGUAACAUUACUUUCAACUCAACAAUGAUCAGUGAGUCAGAGCAAAAAAAAAAAAAAUACUUGUAUUUUAUUUAGGAUAGGAUGUACAGUGAAAUGCAUGUGGAUAUUUAAAAUCUUUUCAAUGGAGGUACAAGAAAAUUAGCUACAAGGAAGCCCGAUGUAGUAGCACACAUCAGCUCCAAGAAAUGUCAGUUAUAUUCAUGAAAUCAGAGUCAGUCAGUGGAGUAGAGCAAAUAAGUAUAACCUUGGGUUCCAGCAUUUUUUCUGAAAUAUGUAAAAACUGGGACAGAGAUUGAAUCAUUUUACAUGAGGUGUGAGAUAGGUGCACUUCUUUAUUGAGUAACAUUUGUAAACAAAACUUUUUAAUUUAUAGUUGGUUUCUCCAGGGUAAAUAGAGAAAAGGGCUUAGUUUGUG
Molecule: messenger RNA, 11136 nt
Organism: Pocillopora meandrina
Lineage: Eukaryota; Metazoa; Cnidaria; Anthozoa; Scleractinia; Pocilloporidae
Source: the annotation of a GenBank genome assembly